CAAUUAAUGGAGUUUUGAUUCUCUCUCCCUCUCUCUCUCUUGUUUGAACCGAAGCUAAAAGAGAGAGGGGAAGAUUGAAGGAGAACGAAUUUCUGUCUAUUUUUUUCUCAGAAUCUUCUGAUGAACGGAGAGAUUAUAUCACCCGGAUUUGCCUUUUCGGAUUUUUGCAUGCUGCAUUGAUGGUUGAAUAUUUUCUUCUUCAGCUGCUUUGAUGAGGCCUGGGAGAAUAUUGACAUGGGAAACUACAUAUCAUAUCUGUGUUCUGGAGGGGAUUGCUAAGUGCAUACCUCAAGCCGAGCAGGAGAAGAACUUAUUUCGCAGCAGUUAUAAGGUGAUUUAGUUUGGUAGGGAGAUGGAUGAAGAGGCUAACUCUUGGAUAAGGAGAACAAAGUAUUCUCACACUGUUUGCCAUAGGGUAAAUUCAGCCAGAAUGGCCUCUCUUCCCGUUACCAUUCAGCCAGGGCGAAAUCCAAGUCUUAAAUCAAGGCCUCCUGUUGCAGAAAACCUACGUGAUCCUACCACUAGCAAGCAGAGGGCAUCAUCUCCUCUUCCUGAGAAGAAACUUUCUGAGGCCUUUAAGGAAGCUCAUUCUAGUCAGAAGAGAUUCUCAACCCCUCAUCCAAGGUGGAAGGAACAAAAAGUAUGUUCUAAUUCCCCAUUAAUUACUGGUCACCUUCACCAUCCGCCAUCAAGUAGGUUCCCUGAUAAAACAAAAGGCAGAAAGGAAUCCGGUUGGACUAGGUACUUUGAUCACGGCGGUGGAAAAGUUACCUCAGUAGGUUCAGCAGAGGAUUUCAUGAUUGAUCUUUCUAAGCUUUUCAUUGGGCAUAAAUUUGCUCAUGGAGCACAUAGUCAGCUUUACCAUGGGAUAUACCAUGGCAAACCUGUUGCAGUGAAAAUCAUUCGAGUGCCUGAUGAUGAGGAUAACUGUGAUUUAGCAUAUCGGUUGGAAAAUCAGUUUAACCGGGAAGUUACUUUACUGUCCCGUCUCCACCAUGAUAAUGUUAUAAAGUUCAUAGGUGCAUGCAAAAAACCAUUGGUGUUCUGCAUUGUCACAGAAUAUCUACCAGAAGGCUCUUUGAGAGGAUUCCUACACAAGCUUGAGCACAAAGCUCCACCCUUACAAAAACUGGUUUUGAUGGCAUUGGAUAUUGCAAGAGGGAUGGAAUUUGUUCAUUCUCAAGGUAUCAUUCAUAGGGAUCUCAAACCAGAGAAUAUACUUAUUGAUGAGGAGUUUCAUUUGAAAGUAGCUGAUUUUGGAAUAGCCUGUGAAGAGGCAUAUUGUGAUCUCCUUGUUGAUGAUCCGGGCACUUACCGUUGGAUGGCUCCUGAGAUGAUAAAACGCGAGUCAUAUGAUCGGAAGGUUGAUGUGUAUGGUUUCGGACUCAUUAUGUGGGAAAUGGUGACCGGGUACAUCCCUUACGAAGACAUGAUUCCAGUUCAAGCUGCUUUCGCUGUAAUCAACAAGAAUAUGAGACCAACUAUUCCGGUGGACUGCCCCUCUGCCAUGAAAGCUUUGAUUGAACACUGUUGGUCUUCACAACCAGAGAAUAGGCCUGAGUUUUGGCAGAUUGUUAAGAUUUUAGAGCAGUUUGAAUCUUCGCUUGCUAAUGAUGGGACCUUGAGCCUAGUGCAUGGCUUAACAUUUCAAGAUCAUAAAAAAGGGCUUCUUCAUUGGAUACAGAAGCUUGGUCCUGUGCAUUCAGAUUCUUUUUACAUUCCAAAGCCUAAAUUUGCUUGAUCUUUUUUGGAUGACCUGGGAUAUUAUUAGUUUCUCCAGGCAUCAUUGUAAUAAAAAAUAGUUCUCAUGUGUCAAGCUGUUUUUCUUUUUUUGAUUCUUGUAUAUCCCUUAUUUGCUCUAUGUAAUGUGAAUUGUUAAUAGUCCCACAUUCAAGUUUAUAUCGUGUCAUGGGUUAAACUAGCUCAUAAGUUGAGUUUGACUUUAACAUAGAAGUGUGAGGUCAACAUUAGAUCUUGGAGAUAAAGAGCAACUAUCUUCAGAUCUUCCCCACAUUUUGGGAAUCUCCACUUUUAUCUUGAGAUGCAUUCCUGGGUAGCAAGCAAUCACACGAGCUACCCAGCAUUCAAUGGGCUGCCAGAUAAAUGCAUGAAUGAUGUUCAUAUAUGUUUUCUUGUUGCUGCCUGCCAUCAAACAUCAGGAAAAUGUCUCAUCUGUCACAUGUAAAAAAUGGGAGCGGUGAUGAUUGUGAGAGUUUAUUUGUGUGGUAUGGUGCCCGUGAUCCCCACCUUGGAGGUUUGGUGGUCCAAAUCAGCUUGAAAGAUGCAGAAUUUUUCAGUUUCACAAUAUAAAAGAGCUAAACUUGAACAUAAGAGGCUAAAGAAACCGGAAAUUGACCAAAUAGCAACCAUUGGGCACUUGGAGAAGCUGAUUUAGAUCAAAAUUUUGCACAUUUUGCGCAGAUAUUUUACUCCAAGCAGAAAACUUGUGGAAUUGGAGCUUAAAGGACUUGGAGAGCUGCUGCUGACCUCUGAACGGAUCUUCUGCCGCCAUUCUGCUGUCGCCGCGCCCACCAUCUCCGGCGACCACCAUUGCAGCGGCCUGAGUUGCUGCUUGGCUCCCGUCGUCGUUCCCCCAUGUGUUUCCCCCUUUUUGAAGCUUUGAUCCAUCAUCAAUUUAUAGCAAGAUGGAGCUUUUACCGUUGAAUUUUUGCCAGUUGGAUGAUUAUUGAUCGCGAACGUUGGAGCGUUGCAUUGAUUAGGUCUUCCGCCCGUUGCGCGAAGAAGAAGAAGCCGCUGAGGAUCGAAUUUUUUUUCUUUUCUUGAGUGAAGCUAAAGAGGGAGGAGACUUGGGCUGAUCUUAUUUU
Messenger RNA from Cuscuta campestris, 2825 nucleotides. The record is from the annotation of a GenBank genome assembly. Lineage: Eukaryota; Viridiplantae; Streptophyta; Magnoliopsida; Solanales; Convolvulaceae.